This is a messenger RNA of Gossypium raimondii (Peruvian cotton), 1446 nucleotides long. RefSeq lists its product as uncharacterized. NCBI's taxonomy places the organism in Eukaryota, Viridiplantae, Streptophyta, Magnoliopsida, Malvales, Malvaceae. The record is from RefSeq and is a predicted model, not a curated record. The transcript has 5 exons. The coding region runs from base 237 to 1112 and encodes 291 amino acids.
AAAGUCGACUCAACUCAAACUCGACUCGACUGCAGUCAAUUUAUAAUUACUAGAAUACCACUCUCACUCUCUCGCUAACUCCAUUUCUACUUUCCAUCAGAUCCCCUUUUCUUUCAUUUCAUUCAAAUCGAAGGCUCUCUCUCUCUCUCUCUCUCGCUUUGUUUCUUCAAUUAGAAGCGUUUCUUGUUUUUCUUGGGGUGGUUUUGAGAGUGGAAUCAGAGAAAACCCAAACGAAAAUGGAGAGGAGUACUCCAGUGAGGAAACCACACACUUCCACUGCAGAUCUUCUCACUUGGUCCGAGACUCCUCAACCUGAUUCCUCCGCCUCCGCCGCUCGUCCCACCCGCCCUCAUCAGCCGUCGGAUGGGAUCAGAAAAGUUGUGUUUGGAGGUCAAGUGACCGAUGAAGAAUUUGAAAACUUAAACAAACGGAAGCCUUGUUCUGGAUAUAAAAUGAAGGAGAUGACGGGUAGUGGCAUUUUUGCAGCCAAUGGAGAAAAUGAUGAAUCAGAACUAGGCAGUGCUAAUCCUACACCAAACAGCAAAACCGGACUACGAAUGUACCAGCAAGCAUUAGCUGGAAUUAGUCACAUCUCAUUUGCCGAGGAAGAGAGUAUUUCCCCAAAAAAGCCGACUACUCUUCCUGAAGUGGCGAAGCAGCGUGAGCUAAGUGGAACACUAGAUAGUGAGGAUGCAAAGUUGAAGAAGCAACUCUGUGAUGCAAAGUGCAAGGACCUUAGUGGACAUGACAUCUUUGCACCUCCACCUGAAAUUUUACCAAGGCCGACAACUGUACGUGCUUUGGCAUUGAAGGACAAUUUUGACAUGGGAGAACCUGAUACACGCAAUCCUGCUGGAAGUGGCUUGCCAAGUGAGGAGGCUUCGGUUAAGACAGCAAAGAAAAUUCAUAAUCAGAAAUUCUCUGAGCUCUCAGGAAAUGACAUAUUUAAGGGUGAUGUUCCUCCAGGUUCUGCUGAGAAACCACUCAGUGCUGCAAAACUGCGGGAGAUGAGUGGCAGUAACAUCUUUGCUGAUGGGAAGGUAGAGUCUCGUGACUACUUUGGUGGUGUUCGCAAACCCCCUGGCGGCGAAAGCAGCAUUGCUUUGGUUUAACUUCUUAGCUUUCUCUAACCCUGUCAAAUUGCUUCAGCUGUGUCUGGUGUUUGUCUUUAGUGGGGGUGUGAUUGUAUUAUGACUUUUUCCAUUGUGGGUUUUGGGAUUAUGUCUUUAGCAGUUAACAUUUCAACAUGAGGUAUGGACAUAUGCUAAUUGCUCUGUUUGUCCAUUAUCUUGUGUUUUUCAGUCCCAUCUUGGUGAAGGCCUUGGGCUGUUUCAGAUUUUAAUUUGUUGCUCAGUGCGUCAUUUUUAUUACAUUGUUGUAAAAGAUCAUACUUGACCUACGGACUUAUUUUGGUCAGCUUCUUGAUUUAACCCCUUCUUCGUUGAA